AUGGAACCGCUGCUUUUUAAUAGUGGGAAAGCAAAUCCCUCUCAAGAUGUUUUCAUAGAUGUGGAAGUUGGUGAUAUUACCACAAAAUAUGGUUCCACAAAUACUGGAUCAUUCAGUUCGAUGGAUACUGUGGAAGCGCAGGCGAUAAAGGCAGAGACGGCAAGAUUCAUGGAAGUUCCACAGGGAAGACAUUUAGGUGUGUUCUCCACGGUUGUGUUAUUUGUUUCGAGGAUAAUGGGGUCAGGUAUAUUUGCAGUACCCAGUGUGAUUUUACUGAAUACAGGUGGUAAUAAGCUGAUAUAUUUUGCGAUCUGGGUUUUUAGCGCUGCGAUCGCUUUUGCAGGAUUGUAUCUUUUUCUAGAAUUUGGUUCCUGGAUACCGAAAUCAGGUGGACGUAAAAACUUCCUCGAACGGAGUUUUGAAAGACCCAGACUAUUAAUUAGUGUGGUGUUUUCGUGUUACAGUGUUUUAACUGGCUAUGCAUUGACGGGAUCUAUCGUCUUCGGUAAAUACGUGUUGAGCGCAUUUGGAGUCACGGAUGAUUCGUGGUCCAAGUACGUCAGCAUAUCAUUUAUAAUAUUUGCCGUUCUCAUUCACGGUGUCUCUGUAAGGCACGGAGUGUUUAUACAGAACGCACUUGGUGGUUUGAAGUUGAUCAUGAUUGUCUUGAUGUGCUUUGCCGGGCUAUACACGCUUUUCUUUUAUAAAAGCACCGGUCAAGUUGCCUGGGACCUCCCAGUAACCCAAGUUGAGAAAGAUUCUCUCCUGUCGGUGUCCUCUAUUGCUACUGCCUUUAUCAGCUCAUUCUUUUGUUUUUCUGGAUGGGAUACAGUUCACACAGUUACAUCAGAAAUUAAGAAUCCCGUUAAGACGUUGAAGGUGUCAGGUCCCUUAUCGUUGAUAAUUUGUUUUGUCUGCUACACAAUGAUGAAUGUGGCAUACUUGAAAGUUUUGACAUAUGAGGAAAUUGUUAGUGCAGGCCCCCUGGUUGGUUCCGUGUUGUUUACCAAACUUUUCGGACCCAGAGUUGGUGGCAAAUUCAUUGCUUUUUCUAUCGCCAUUUCUGCAGCAUCUAAUAUUCUGGUUGUCAUUUACAGUAUAUCAAGAGUUAACCAGGAAAUAUUCAAAGAAGGUUAUUUACCAUUCAGUAUUCAUAUGUCCAAAAAUUGGCCAUUUGAUGCACCUCUACCAUCUAUUUCUUUAUGUGGCUUUAUAACCAUUGCUUGGAUAUUGAUUUUACCCAAAGAGGGCGAAUCCUUCAAUUAUCUGGUAUCGAUGGAUGGUUAUGGUAAUCAGUUUUUCUUAUUAUUGGUCGCUAUUGGGCUCUUUAUUUGGAGGUUCAAACACAAGAACGAAGUCCCAGAGAUUCGUGCAUCUACUUUUGGAGUAUUAGCCAUUAUUACAUUAUCAUUAUACAUGUUGAUGGCACCAUUCUUUGCCGACCCUAGCCUAAACAGAGUUGGGUUCCUGCCGCCCUACCAAAUCAUGUCAUUACUGGUAAUAGUUGCAUGCUUCUUUUUCUGGUUAGUUAAAUUCGUUUUACUACCUAAAUUCUUCCAUUAUAAACUUUUACCCAAAAUCACUUAUUUGCAUGAUGGGCUCAUUGUCACAGAAUGGGUGAAAAAGCCAUGUCUGUGUUAG
Messenger RNA from Saccharomyces cerevisiae S288C, 1641 nucleotides. RefSeq names its product Mup3p (gene MUP3). NCBI's taxonomy places the organism in Eukaryota, Fungi, Ascomycota, Saccharomycetes, Saccharomycetales, Saccharomycetaceae. Gene Ontology annotation, molecular function: transmembrane transporter activity. Gene Ontology annotation, cellular component: membrane. Gene Ontology annotation, biological process: L-alpha-amino acid transmembrane transport; transmembrane transport. The transcript has a single exon. The record is from RefSeq and is marked reviewed. The coding region runs from base 1 to 1641 and encodes 546 amino acids.